This is a messenger RNA of Elgaria multicarinata webbii, 3211 nucleotides long. It is a transcript of the gene ASAP3, whose product is annotated as ArfGAP with SH3 domain, ankyrin repeat and PH domain 3. NCBI's taxonomy places the organism in Eukaryota, Metazoa, Chordata, Lepidosauria, Squamata, Anguidae. Gene Ontology annotation, biological process: positive regulation of GTPase activity; regulation of stress fiber assembly; cell migration. The record is from RefSeq and is a predicted model, not a curated record. The transcript is spliced from 26 exons. Bases 12 to 3149 code for a protein of 1045 amino acids. Gene Ontology annotation, cellular component: ruffle; intracellular membrane-bounded organelle; focal adhesion. Gene Ontology annotation, molecular function: protein binding; GTPase activator activity.
CCCACUUUUGGAUGACUUUCCUCCCCCAUCCCGCCACCUCUUUUCUCUUGCUGCCGCAUUUCGCCGAUCGCCAACGGAACGACGUCUUCUCCAACAUGCCCGAGCAGCUCAGCGUCUCGGAGUUCGUGGCCGUGACUUCGGAGGAUCUCAGCUCGCCGACGGCUUCGAGCUUCACUUCCAAAAUGCAUAAGUGCCGCGGGGCGGUGGUGGCCCUGGAGGAGAGUCUGGACGGAGACCAAGCCAUUCUCCAGCGGAUCAGGAAAUAUGUGAAAGCUAUCCAUCUUUCUGGGCUCACACACGUGGAGAAUGAGGAACAGUACAGCGAAACUCUGGAGAAUUUUGGCAACAACCACCUUUCUCAGAACAAUCACGAGCUUUCCACGGGCUUCCUAAAUCUGGCUGUCUUUACCAGGGAGGUGACAGCACUUUUCAAGAACCUGGUGCAAAAUCUGAACAAUAUUGUUUCUUUCCCUCUGGACAGCCUGCUGAAAGGGCAGCUUAAAGAUGGCCGGAUGGAUUCCAAGAAGCAGAUUGAAAAGGCUUGGAAGGAUUACGAGAACAAAGUCGCAAAGCUGGAAAAGGAGAAGGAGCGAUCCAAGUUGUCUGGAGUCAUCCAGGCUGACCCGUCGGCAGCAGAAAUCGCCGAGGAACUGCAGAAGGAGCGCCGCUUUUUCCAGCUUCAGAUGUGCGAGUACCUCCUGAAAGCCAAUGAAAGCCAAACAAAACAUGGUCCGGAUUUCCUGCAGAGCCUUAUCAAGUUCUAUCAUGCACAACACAAUUUCUUCCAAGAUGGCUGGAAGGCAUCUCAGAACCUGCACCCAUUCAUCGAGAAGCUGGCCGCAUCAUUACAUGCACUUCAUCAAGCCAAGGAAGAAGAGGUGAAGCAGCUCACUCGGAUCCGCGAUUCCCUCCGAGGCAUCCUGCAGCUGGAGAACAAAGGGGAAAACCUCAACAGGAAGAACUCCGGCAGUGGAUACAGUAUCCAUCAGCACCAAGGCAACAAGCAAUAUGGGACGGAGAAGUCGGGCUUUUUGCACAAGAAAAGUGAUGGGAUCCGGAAAGUGUGGCAGAAGAGGAAGUGUGGCGUGAAGUACGGAUGCCUCACCAUCUCACACAGCACAAUAAACCGGCCUCCUGUAAAGUUAAAUCUAUUGACCUGCCAAGUGAGGCCUCAUCCAGAGGAUAAAAAGUCCUUCGAUCUUGUGACACACAAUAGGACUUAUCACUUCCAAGCAGAGGAUGAGCAAGACUGCAUCGUGUGGGUGUCGGUACUCCAGAACAGCAAGGACGAAGCGCUCAGCAAUGCUUUCAAGGGCGAUCCGGGUGGCUGCAUGUCUUCAGCCGGCAGCAUGGCUGACAGUGGACUGCAAGAACUCACCAAGCUGAUCAUUGGUGAGGUGAAGAACAUGCCGGGCAACAGGCAGUGCUGCGAUUGUGGAGCCCCAGAUCCCACGUGGCUGUCCACCAACCUUGGCAUCCUGACGUGCAUUGAGUGCUCAGGGAUCCACCGUGAGUUGGGCGUGCACUACUCGCGCAUCCAGUCGCUGACGCUUGACGUGCUCAGCACUUCUGAACUGCUGCUGGCAGUCAGCAUUGGAAAUGCCAAGUUUAAUGACGUCAUGGAGGCCACCUUACCAGCACAAGGCAGCCCGAAACCGUCCUCAAGCAGCGAUAUGAACGCCCGGAAGGAAUUCAUCAUGGCCAAGUACAUGGAGCGCAAGUACGUUCACAAAGCCGCCAGGGACGAGCCUUUCCGUCUCUGGGAAGCUAUCCGGAGCAGGGAUCUCUUGGCGCUGCUUCAGGCCUUUGCAGAGGGUCAUGAUCUCUCCAAACCUCUAGCCAGCCCUGAAGGGCAGGAACAAGGUGAACGAGCUCUGCAUCUAGCUGUGCACUAUGCCAACAAAACCUCGCUCCCGCUGGUGGAUUUCAUUAUUCAGAAUGGGGGCAAUCUAGACAGGCCAACUCCAGAUGGGAACACUGCCCUGCAUUAUGGAGCCCAGUACAAUCAGCCCAACUGUAUCAAACUGCUGCUGAAAGGCAAAGCCUCAACAAGUGCAGUAAAUGGAGCUGGCGAAACACCUCUGGAUGUGGCAAGAAGGUACAAGCAUGUGGAGUGUGAAGACCUGCUGGAGCAAGCACAAGCAGGCAGGCUGGCUCCCCAGAUGCACGUGGAUUACGACUGGGAAGCACCUCAGGAGUUCUCGUACGACAGUGAAGAUGAGCUGGAUGAAAAGGUGAGCCCGCUGCAGCGAUCCUUUGGGUCCUCGCCGUCUCCAACCACGGGCCAGCCGGCCCUCUUCCCUCCAAACAGGUGGAGCUGCACAGGCAUGGACAUCAGCAACAAGACCUAUGAGACCAUCCUGGUCCCCUCGCGGCCUGGCCUGCGGAGCUCCAACAGCGAGGAGGGCCCCCCGCCAUUACCAGUCAAAAAACCCACCAGAGGGAGCGCCAAGACAAAACCAGACUCCUCCGAGUCCUCGUCCCAGUCGUCAGACGUCCCUGAUGGUCAGCACUCAUCCACUUCCAAUGUAUCUGGCACGGUGGACAGUCGGCACUUGUCCACUUCCAGCGCUCCUGGUACGCUAGACAGUGGCACCUCUCGGCAGCCAUCGAGCUUCCGAAACUCCGUGGAGGUCAAAGGCACAGCCUACUGGGAAACCUGCUCUGAGACGGACACUGGGUCCCAACGGAGAAGAUCAGAGUCUAAUCAGAUGGCAGUGUUGCAUCCUUCUCCCGGGACUUCUCCUGAACAAGGGCAAGCAAACCCAGUAAAGUUCAGCUCAGAGAGCACCCGAUCCUACCGGCGGAUCAGUAGCGGCUCAGUGGGAAAAUCUUCCGGCACUCCCCUUUCCCCGCAGGGAUCUGUUUUCCCAGAAGAACUGCCUUCCAGCAAGGCUCCGAUGCUGCCGCAAAACCCUCCCCCUGUGCCCAUGCCAAGAAGAUUUGCUCCGGCUAAGGGACGGCCAAAGAGAGUAAUGGCUUUGGCUGACUGCAGAGGAGACAAGGCCCGGGAGCUGACUUUUUCCAAGGGUGAGGUGAUUGUGGUGACACGGGAAGAGGACGAGCAAAGUUGGGUUGGUUUCAUUGAAGGCGAUGGCACGAGGACAGGCGUCUUCCCUUCCAGCUUCGUCCACCCUUUGCAGGACUGAUAGGACCCUUUGUGUACAUCCUUUGGCUGGGGAGAUGAACCAGCUGGAGCUGCUUUGUGGAC